AGGCUCCGGAGACGAUCGGGCGAGUUUGAGAACCGCCACGAUCUGGCUUCGCCCGCGGGCUGAAGGGCUUUGAUCGGGGUAAAGAAGCGAAUUAAAACUCUUCUGUCUCAAAGAAACCGAGAAGAUUGCAGAAACUCAGCAGGUCCGGUAGCAUUUGGAGAGAGAGAGAGUGUGUGAGAGAGUUAGUUUCCGGCGUAACUCAGAUGAUCAUUGACUCCAGCGUGGAAAUGUGAUAUCCUUUGGGUUCAUUUAAUCAGUGCAGAAAAAUAGGCGCUGGCUGAAGUCAGCAAACAGAUCUGCCAGUCACUGAACCAUGAGGAUCCUCAAUGAAUACCUCUGCUCGACAAAAUGUGCGUUCAACUUACUUCAGCUGUUUAUUCUACUGAGUUACUGCAUCCAAAUUACCAGUGGCACCGUCAAAAUGGAAUCUUACUGUGCUCCUGGAAGCUCUAUGUUCUUCCCUGGGGUUGAUGAGUAUGAACGGAGCACAGCAGAAUUUUACCAGUGGAAAGUGUCCAAUGGAGGUACAACGAAUGGGCUCGAUAAGCUGUCAAAUCUUUUGAUAUUAAGCAGCUGCAGCUUCCCCCAUUCUGCCAUCAUGCUGACCUGUAAUGUUUCUGGACAUCCUCAUGAGUAUCAAUGGCUGAAAGAUGGAGGGAACAUCUCUCAACAUCACCAACUAGUAGAAGAAAACAGAAGCCUCAUCAUUCUGAAUGCUGGGAAAGAUGACCGUGGCACGUAUAUUUGCAUUGCAAUCAAUCCUGUCAGCUCUGUCCAAGCUCAUUAUACGUUAUCUAUUAAUGAUCUGUCACAAAUUCGUGAUUGCGCAUUACCAUUAUCCAUUCCUUCGCUGGUUACUGCUGCUUCUGCCUUUACCUGCACAAUAAUUUCAUGCUUCAAGGCUGAAAGAUAUCUCCAGUUUCUCAAACAUGGAUUACAAAUCUUGGCGUUGGUACUUCUUAUCGCACUGUUUGUGUAUUGGAUUGUAAUUGAAGCUUACGUUUUGAUGGUCGGGGCUGUGCUAUCCACAUCAGGUGAAAUCGCUGUGAUAUGUCUGUCGACAUCUUUGAUUGCAGGAAUAACCUAUCCAGACAAAGGAUGUGAACCAGCAGCCAAUCUACAAUCAAACUUAACUGUUGCUUCUUACGUGUCAAUCGCUUUCCUGAUGGCACUUCUUAUCUUUCACACUAUACUUGUGAAACGAGAUCUAGAAAUCGAUCUGAAAAAUCCCAGUGUAAACAGCGCCGAUAAGCAUGAGCAAGUUGAGCUAACUGAAGAAUCAUGUAAAUUCACUAGCACUGAUCUGAGUGAAGAGAUGCUUCAAUCUGAGAGCACUGUUCUCAAUGAAGAAUUGCCUUAAAUUGUAAAACACCGUUCCCAGUGGCCAACUACCUCCUGUCCAGGAGCACUGCUACAGUUUGAGGAACUCCUCCUUUUAAUUCAGAGUUUCAACUUUUGCAGAUGACACUUCCACUCAAGGCAAAAUUUACUGAAAUCAUGCCUGAGGCCUCUCACACUGUCAGUGGCUCUUCAGAAAGUAACAGGUGCCUUGGAAUUUGUAUCCCAUUUCCCUUCAGUUUGAACUCAAUUCCUGCCUGGAAUUUUUCAAUAUCAAAAGAAAUAGGAACAGGAGGAGGCCAUUCAGCCCACUUUGCCAUUCAGUAAGACUGUGGCCGCUCUGGAUGUGAACUUAACUCUACUUUCUGGCCUGUCUCCCCACCCUAUAAUAACCCUUGCUAACUCAACUGUCUACCUCAACCCAGAUUGUGUUCUAUGACCCGGACUCCGAUACUCUGGAAGAAAAUUCUGAAGUCUGAUGAUAUUCUGAGGAGGAAAGCAAACCUUCUCAUCUCUGUCUUAACAUGAAGCCCUCUCACUGUUUCAAACACACUCCCUAGUUCUAGAUUUCCCCAACGGUGUUAACUUCAGUUUAGCAUCUAUCAUGGUAUCAUCCCUCAGAGUGUGAUAUGGGAAUAUAAUACUUUUUUUCAAUGAGAAUACAUCUUUUUUGAAACUCGUGGGUAAUGGCCUGCACUACUCAAUCCUUUAUUCAUAAGGUAACUGUUCUAAAUUAACUCUAACUUUCCAUUUUAGAAAGAAGAAAUAUGUACACUAUGCUAGACCAAGAUCCCCAGUUCAGACCAGUGCUUCACAUUUCUCCACUUCCCAUCCCUCAGUCUUCCCAUCCACGGCCCUCCACAACAUUGCCCCUUCUCCCUUUCCCUCCUUGCCUCCACCUUGCACCCCUUUCUCCCUUCAACCCCUCACCUCUACCAAUCCCCUCCCUCCUCACCCUCCACAUUCCCACUUAGCUCUCAUCUUCUCUGCCCCUCCCCCAACCUCCGAAGACACCAUCCACCCUUCUCACCCCAUCCUUACUUCUCCACCAUCCACCCCUCACUCUCCAUCCAUCAUCCCUUAUUUUUUCUUUUCUUACACCUCCCCUUAUAUCCUCCUCCUCAUCACCCCUUCCAUCCCCCUCUGCCCUCUCACAUGUACCCAUGGCCUCCUUUCACCUCUUCUC
Rhincodon typus (whale shark) is the source of this 2524-nucleotide messenger RNA. RefSeq lists its product as uncharacterized. Bases 314 to 1360 code for a protein of 348 amino acids. Lineage: Eukaryota; Metazoa; Chordata; Chondrichthyes; Orectolobiformes; Rhincodontidae. The record is from RefSeq and is a predicted model, not a curated record. The transcript has 10 exons.